AAAUCGCAUCUGGCAACUCUGUUCAUCAGUUGUAUUUGUAUAGGUUAAAAUUUAUAAAUCUUAGUUUUGUUGUAAAUAAUGGUCAGAACUUUAAUCAUAGACGAUAACCUGUUAUCAUAUUUAUCAGCCGUAGCAGAUGAAAACGUAUAUGCUGUAGGCCUUAUUGUAGGACAGUCAUGUUUAGACAAAGACUAUGUCGUUCAUUUUGCCAAGACGCCGCCUUUUCAAACGGACGAGGAUAAAAAGGCUGGCAAAUCUGCUCCUACACCUAAAAGUCUAGAAGAUUUCAAUCCUAGUUGGGUUGCUGAUCAUGCAAAACAAGCAACUCGAAUGUUACCCGGUGGAUUGUAUGUCCUGGGCAUUUUCAUAACAGCCCCAGAUGACAUCCUAAACCCAUUACAUUCAAAAAUAAAGUCACUACUACAAACAGUCCAGAAUUAUCUAAACACAAAUAAGUAUCUUUAUGGUAACCAUUCCAGUGAAAAAGUUGUGCUCCAUUUUUCUUCAAAGACAAAGAAAUAUUACAGUCGAAGCUAUGAUGUUAAUAGUCAUAAUGUACAGAACGUUGAUGUUAAGUCUGUUGCGAAAAGAUGGACAAAUGUACAGUGUGAUAUCAAGCUUAACAAAUUAAGGUUUUUGCUCAAAGAAGAAAAUGAUUGGCCUUUGGAGAAACAUAUCAAGAUCAUUAUGGAUGAAAUAUGUGAUAAUUUAUCAACAGCAGUAUUUUUAUUUGAUGGAGAGUUUAAAGACAAAGACGAGCCAUUGGAAGGUUCUGGAAAAAAGAAGUCGAGAAAUACUAGAUCUAAUAAGGGCCAAGAAAGUGGGGAUGCUACAAAACCAGUGUUAGUGUCAAUCUUACAAACUCAGUGCUUACUAAAUGAUACAGAAGAAAACAUAAUCGAAUCUUGUGGUAGUUUACAACUUCUAGGAAAAGUAGCUUCUCAAUUAUGGGUACAGCCAAAGUUAACUGUGAGUCAAGUUAUGGAAGCUGUUAGACAGGAUAUUUUGAGAAGUUUAGCAUCUAGGUUAGAAUUACACUGGGAUUCUUUAAUAGAAGAAGAAAAUUCUGAAGACAUAAACAGUGUCCACGAACCGCCUAGAAGAGUCCUGAUCUCUCUUCCAGAUAGUGAUAUAGCUCUCUCUGAUUAUCUCUUUCCCGGAGAGGGACCACAGGAUGUGAAAGUUUCUUUGGAAGAGCUUUUAGACAUUACUGUAGAUGAUGAAGUGCAGAUCAUGGAUGUAGAAGGCCAAGCAGAUUUAUUGGAGCUCGAUAAAUAUUACAAAGGUGCCUUAGAUAGUGAUUCAACCGAAGACUUGCCGAUAAUAGCAACAGAUCCAACCAAAAUGGUGUACAUAGUGGGGGCAAUAUCGUUGAUUGUCCUUAUUAUCGCUAUAUUGUUUAACUUGUUCUAAUGUUGCGCGUUUUUAUCGUUCGAACUGAGAUUCGUGCAUUUAUUUUUUAAAAUAUAUGUAUUUUUAAGUUGA
This is a messenger RNA of Diabrotica virgifera virgifera (western corn rootworm), 1485 nucleotides long. RefSeq names its product protein odr-4 homolog. Gene Ontology annotation, biological process: intracellular protein localization. The coding region runs from base 79 to 1413 and encodes 444 amino acids. The transcript has 6 exons. The record is from RefSeq and is a predicted model, not a curated record. Gene Ontology annotation, cellular component: endomembrane system. NCBI's taxonomy places the organism in Eukaryota, Metazoa, Arthropoda, Insecta, Coleoptera, Chrysomelidae.